This is a messenger RNA of Culex quinquefasciatus (southern house mosquito), 1598 nucleotides long. RefSeq lists its product as uncharacterized. The record is from RefSeq and is a predicted model, not a curated record. The transcript is spliced from 2 exons. Bases 9 to 1070 code for a protein of 353 amino acids. Lineage: Eukaryota; Metazoa; Arthropoda; Insecta; Diptera; Culicidae.
CGAAGCGCAUGGGUUUCGAGAAGAUGGUCGGCGAAUCGCGAAAUAUGGCGGUGCGGAGGCUGGGCAAGGACGAAAGCUUGCAAAAGCGGUACAACGAGGUGAUUCAGGCGUACUUGGAUCAGGACCACAUGAAGGUUGUUUCGGAGGAGAAGCUGAAGGGCGACAAGCGGCUUGAAUGCUACCUGCCUCACCAUCCGGUCUUCAAGGAGUCCAGCACGACGACGAAGACCCGGCCCGUGUUCGAUGCUUCUGCCAAGACGACGUCGAAUUUCUCGCUGAACGAGGCGCUGAUGGUUGGUCCGGUGCUCCAGGACCCGUUGUUCGAUUUGGUGUUGCGCUUUCGAAAGAAGCAGGUAGCUCUGGUUGCGGACAUCGAGAAGAUGUACCUGCAGGUUAAGGUCCAUCCGGACGAUACUCCUCUGCAGCGGAUUCUGUGGAGGCCUUCGCCGUCGGAGCCAAUAAGUACGUACGAGAUGCUACGGGUGACGUUUGGGUUGGCCCCAUCGUCAUACAUAGCCACGCGCUGUAUGCAGCAAUUGGCGCAGGACGAAGGAGAGGUGUAUUCACGUGCGAAGGAAGCACUGUUGAGCGACCUCUAUGAGGACGAUUUCAUCGGCGGAGCGGACUCCGUAGAAGAAGCGCUUCUGUUGCGGCAGGAGCUGGAGCAGCUGUUGCCGAAGUGUAGUUUUAGGCUGCGCAAGUGGGUGUCAAAUGCCACAGAGGCGUUGGCAGGGCUGGCUGCGGACGAUUUGGGUACGCAGACCACGCUCAGUUUCGACCAGGUGAAGACGCUGGGAAUAAACUGGCAGCCAGGGCCAGACGUUCUCGGCAUCGAUGUCACGGGUUUGUCCGUGAAUGGGCAAUGGACCAGACGGAAGGUCUAUUCGGUCAUUGUCCAACUUUGGGAUCCAACUGGGAUCACUGCUCCGGUCAUUUCGUGGGCCAAGAUUCGAAUGCAGCUGCUGUGGGUCGCGACUCAAGGCUGGGACGACCCGUUGAGACCGGAUUUCGCCGGGAGGUGUGUGAUAGGUUACCAUCCCUGCACGGGUUUACCAACCCUGCAUAGCUAAUUAGUUGCAACCCAUCAUUUACUGCUUCACACUUCAAUUUUAAUUUAUUGCCCUGCCCGGCUGAGUGAGCCACACACAGCCAGGCCCAGGACUCAAAUUACAUAACAAUCGGUUCAAUAUGCGCUGGCAUAACUGCUGUGCUUGCGCAUGGGACUGUUUCGGGUUGUACAAUUUUUCGGGUUUUACGGCAAAGUGGCCAUGCGCUGGAUAAUGCUGAUCCAGCGCAAAGGACACUGUGGCCAUAAACAAAGAGAGCCAACUCCAGAUGUCUCCAAUGAGUAAACUCUACAAAUACGAUGUAAGAAAUGUAACCAAACUCAUAUAAAAGGGCCAGGAGCCACCAAAUAAAGAGAUUCAUUCUUAGAACAUAGACCAGAACUGUACAGUUUAGGGAUCGCUCCCAAGCCAGGCUUGAGGACACCGAUCUACUUCGGAUGACAGCCUAUGGUCCAAAAUUCUAAGACCCUUGAAGUAAUCAAGGCUACAUGGCGACCGUGAGCAGCGGCUCGGACGCAACGCGCCGCGAUU